This is a messenger RNA of Ostreobium quekettii, 1944 nucleotides long. Lineage: Eukaryota; Viridiplantae; Chlorophyta; Ulvophyceae; Bryopsidales; Ostreobiaceae. The record is from the annotation of a GenBank genome assembly.
AUGCAACGAAUGCAACCUCAAUGCAACAAAUUUGACAUCCGAAUUCACUCAGUUUCCCAUGACCCUACAGUAAUCGUGCAAAGCACUUUUGGCCCUGUGGAGGUCGGUUCUUUCACCGAUGAGCACGGGGACACUGUGCCAGUAGCCGUAAAGUAUGGCACAGGUCUCUUUGCCACCAGGGCACCACAGGAAGUGGUGAGAAUUUUUCGCUCGGAGCUGGAAAUCCUGCACAAAGUCCCUACACACCCACACAUAGUUUGCUGCUAUGGUGGCCGGGUGGAUUUCAAAGAGGGAGACCACAUUGACGCCCGCGAUGUAUAUAUUGUUCAAGAAUUGAUGCAUAACACUUUGGAGGCCAUCAUUCAUGGAGACCAGUUUGAUGGAAAUAUCCCCUGUAAUUUGAUUAUCAAGCUUGCACUGGACAUCGCAAGUGGGCUUGAGCACCUGCAAGAGUACUCUGUGAUGCAUUACAACUUGAACACUGCAAACAUCUACUUGGAUGAUAGCUUGCGCAAUGCCAAGAUCUCAGACUUCGGUGCCUCGCAAGUGAAUGUUGAGAGCUGCAUCACAGAUGCCUUGGGGGGGAAGGCUGGAUGCCUUGGUUCGGAAGUGCUCCGGAAGUUCAUUGCUCCAGAAGUGCUGCUGUCCUAUAUAACAAAACGUUACAUGAUCAACGAGAAGAGUUGUGUGUACUCCCUGGGAGUCGUGCUCUGGGAGAUGUUGCAAGGGAAGCUUGAUGAUCAGGCCAUGGAACAGCUGGGAUCUGCUGAGUCAUCUGGGGUCCAAGGAUUCUCCAUUACAAGGCCAUGCCCUGAAUGUUUGGUGCAGCUUGUGCAUGAUUGUGUGAGCAUGGAUGUAAGCACACGACCAGCAGUGCACGAGGUUCGCAAGAAGCUGCAGGACAUGACCUUCCUAGCGCAGUGGAUUGUUGACAAGGUGGAAGUUGAUUUUUCUGAUGGCCCACCAGGGGUGACCCAAGUGGGGUCAGUUGGGGUGACCCGAGUGACAAAGGCUGCCACACUCACAGACAGCGUUGAUGAUGAAUUCCAAGAAGAUGUGCGGGGUCUCAAUUACGACAUUCGAAUUCACCCUGUUUCCAACACGCCAACUAUCAUCAGACAGGAUACAUUUGGCACUGUGGAGCUCGGCUCAUUCACUGAUGAACAAGGGGAGAUCGUGCAAGUGGCCGUGAGGUAUUUCACAGAUCUCUUCAACACAAAAACAGCACGGGAAGUCGCGGAAAUCUGUCGCUCGGAGCUCAAAAUCUCUCAAAGGCUUCCCAUGCACCCCAACAUUGUCUGCUGCUAUGGUGGCCGAGUGGAUUUCAAAGAGGACAAGUGCAUCGGCGAUCGGGAUGUCUACAUUGUUGAGGAAUUGAUGCGUUCGAGCCUGCGUGAGAUGAUUUAUGGAGACCUCUUUGACGGAAAAAUCCCCAUCAAGUUGAUUCUUAAGUUUGCCUUGGACAUUGCAAGUGGGCUUGAGCACCUGCACAAGUGCUCUGUGAUCCACUAUGACCUGAAGCCCGCCAACAUCCUUGUGGGUAAUAAGUUGGAGGUUGCCAAGAUAUCAGACUUUGGUAUCUCCAAGGUGAAGACUGGGAGUUACAUCACAGGCAGCAUGCAUGGAACCUUUGGAUACAUGGCUCCGGAAGUUAUGGUCUCAAACUUUAUCAAUGUGGAUAUAAAUGAGAAGAUUGACAUAUAUGGCCUCGGAGUGAUAAUCUGGGAGAUGAUCGAAGCCAAGCCACCAUACGAUCUAUUGGACAAUGGAUCAGGGUCGACAGGGAAAUCCAGCGCGAUAGAGGAACGAUUCACCAUAUCUAGGCCAUGCCCGGAACCUUUGAAGCAGUUGGUGUUUGAUUGUGUGAGCUUGAGCAGUGACGACCGGCCCACGGCUCAGGAGGCUCGCCAGUGGCUGCAGGAAAUGUCGGACACACACACAUGA